This is a messenger RNA of Camelina sativa (false flax), 1202 nucleotides long. The record is from RefSeq and is a predicted model, not a curated record. Lineage: Eukaryota; Viridiplantae; Streptophyta; Magnoliopsida; Brassicales; Brassicaceae.
AUUCCUAUCUGCCUCUCUUCUGGUGCCCUGAAAUAAAACAUUCCCAAAUAAGAGAGGUGACCUGACUACCUCAGAAACAUCAAGCAAACAGUUUUAUGUCUUCAAAUUAGGUACCAGCACUUUCUUUUUUGAAUAUAGGUUCUUGUGGUGAUGUUCUCUGUUUCUUUCUUUUCUUUUUUGCUGUUUGUCGCUUGUGAAAGAAUAUGACAACCUAUGGCACUAUACCAUCCCAAGCAAAUACCUCGUCGAGCCUGAGCUUAGUAGGACGAGCCAAAGAAUUGAUCUCCUUAGGCCUUAGCUCUCAAAGGCCAUGGCUUGAACUUGUCCAGUGUAGUGCCUUUAGCCUUCCUGUGUCCUUUAGUGUAGCUACCGAACGAAUCAAAACCAACAUCAUGAUCUUUCGAACAAACUACAUUAUCAUCUUCAUUGUUUCUAUCUUCAUCAGCAUGCUCUGGCAACCCGUCCACCUUUCUGUCUUCUUUAUUUUGAUAGUCGCAUGGAUAUAUGUCUACUCCCGGGAUAAUGAACCAUGGGUGAUAUUUGGCAAUAUGGUCGAUGAUUCUAAUUUGGUGCUGGUUUUGUUGGUCCUCACGAUCGGUAUAUUUCUAUUAACAGAUGUAUCCCGCGGUAUUAUGAUCGGGGUUAUGGCUGGUUUGCCCGUUGUUCUGGUUCAUGGCAUGUGUAGGAAUACAGAGAUGUUGUUCGUCUUGGAAGAUGAUGAAGAGAAGCUAACAUUGAACACAGCAUCUUCGUCGCUUUCUUCUUCCUCUUAGUAAAUCGAAACACAAGAUUUUAUGUUUUGGGUUUCGUGAAUGUGUCUACAUAGCCAUUGUGAAACAAUGCACAACCAGUGAAUGAAAAUCAACAGGAUGCAAAACGAAGUUUAUCUCUUUUUGCCACAAAAUUCCAGGAUUUAGACGUUGAGAUGUAAUGAUAUUAAUCUUGCGAUCUUAUUUCACACAAAUAAUACUUUUCCUUGUUGACCUUGAGGUCCUUCAAAAUUGCUUACAAUGAACUUCUUCGACAAACUAGAAGAAAUCUACAAUGUACAAUGAUGUGAACAGAGAGAUGCGUCUACUUGUAUGUCUCCACUCUCUCAAGACUCAACAAAGUCUCAAUCUUUCACGCUUUUAAGCAAAACUCACUCUUAUGGAUAUAUAUAUGUAUAUAUAUUUAGAACUUGUAGGUCUUCAACUCUUGUA